Molecule: messenger RNA, 1299 nt
Organism: Wyeomyia smithii (pitcher-plant mosquito)
Lineage: Eukaryota; Metazoa; Arthropoda; Insecta; Diptera; Culicidae
Exons: 2
Coding region: 131-511 (126 amino acids)
Source: RefSeq, a predicted model, not a curated record
GACGAUACGCCUUUUCAGUAUAACUGCCGUGCUUUGUUUUUGGAAUCAAAAUUCAAAAAAUCGUUUAGUCCUAAGAUUAGUGUUAAUCCUACGUGUUGAAAAUAUUCAACUUAGACCAAAAAGUGAUAAAAUGCUCUCCGAAGCGUUGGGUGAUUUAGAAAAAUGUGUCGAUACAGCAGGAACACAACUCGAUUCACUGGCCCUCAAAAUUACUGAUGUUGAGAAGAAUCUGGUGGAAUCCGGUGAUAAUGAUAUGCCGGGAUUGGAGAACGGCAUGAUGCAAUUGCUGCAGUCAGUCACUGAGGUAAAAAAUGAAUACCAGAAUCUUCGCAAGGAUCUUCAGGAAGUUCAGCACCUGCAGAAGGAAAUGACCUGCUCUCUGAGGCACCAACUAAGUAUGAUGAAUCAAGCAUUUUACGUUUUAAAGAAAAAGAUUGAGGCAAAUAAUUUGCCAAUCACGUCCCUACCGCCUCCUCCCACAACAUCGGUGAAGGAAAACUCCGAUGCGUAAAUACUGCUUGCUAAAGCCUCGCACACUAGAAGUUGAUCUGGAUAGGCGAUGUAUGUGUUGAUAUGGUAUAGGUAAUGAUGGAUCGAUUUUGAAUUUAUUUUCAUAAUUAAUAAUGUCGAUUACUUUAGGAUUCCUGCACAUUUUGCUGUAUUCUGUGAGUGUGAUAUCUUAAACGUUUCAUUCGCUACGCGAGUAACAUUCAUUGGAAUAGUUAGAGAAAAUGUUCAUCGAUAUUCCAUUAAGCAAACGGUCGAGUAUGUUUCCUUGUAUUAAUUCCUCGCGUGUUCCAAAGCAAUCCGAUAAUUUGGCCGGUUUUCUGCAUAUUUUAGCAAUUACUUCACGUCAUAUGCAAAUGUAUGACGGAUAAUCCAUAUUUUAAUUGCAGGGAAAUUGCCAAAGUUCAAUGUGAAGGACAAAGAAGAAAAAUUAUUGAUGAAUAUUAGGCUCCGUAGUUCAAACUUUAGCAUAACAACUUCUUUUAUGACACGGUAAUUGUUAAAAUGCAGAAAAACCAUCCGAAAUUGACCAUGUUUGCAUGGAUUAAAUAAGCGGGUAAUUAAUUUUUAAAACGAUUCGUUUUUUGCAAACAUGACCAUUUCAAGCAAUGAAUUAUUGUUUGAUUAUUUACAUAUGGUCACUUUAUCCUAGUAAAUGUAGUGUGCGUAUAGAAUCACCACGAAUAAUCAUAACUGAAACACGAAUUGCGUAUUGUUUCGUAUUAUCUGUGUUAUUUACAAUCUUACUUAAGAUUUUUGAAAUAAAUGUACCUUAUAUUGUGUUUUCUUCAA